AUGACCGGGGAGAUUGACGCGCUCUAUAUCUAUGAUGAGCACAAUAGCCCUCUCGUCGAGCAUGUAUAUCGCUCCCGUCCACCCUCGGCGGCAGCUGUUCUGCCCCUCUACCUCGCCCACCCAGCCCCACGCCCGUCGGUUCUCUAUAUCCCGAACACCACUCCGCCAGUGACGGUAUUCUCCAUAGUGCAGUCAAAUCUGUUAUUUCUAGCGCUUUCCGAGGUUGACACGGAGCCACUGCUUGUGCUGGAAUUCCUGCACCGGCUCGUUGAUAUCCUUGAGGACUUUGUCGGGGCGCCGUUGAUCUCAUCCAAGAUACAGGCAAACUACGAUGUAGUUGCACAGUUGCUCCAUGAAAUGUGCGAUGCGGGCAUCGUAUGCAACACAGAGCCAAAUGCGCUGCAGGAAGUUGUCGAGAUGCCGGGUUGGAUGGGGAAGUUGCUUGGAGGUGUUGGACUGCCAGGAUCGUCUACACCCAUCUUAGGACCACCGAAUCCCCUAAAGCAAUCGCUCUCGGCUGCGAAUGUUGCCCAGGGUCCUGCAAUUCCAUGGCGGAAAGCCGGUGUACGACACACUUCGAACGAGCUAUACGUCGAUAUAAUUGAAUCCCUCUCAGUAAUUAUUGCUCCAUCUGGAAGAUUACUAUCGGCUUUGGUAUCAGGAACUAUCGCGUUUACAGCGAAGAUAUCCGGUGUGCCCGAUCUGAUCCUCAACUUGACCACACCUGGCGGCCCACAAGCCAUUGGACGGAAACUAGAUCUACCCGUGUUUCACCCCUGUGUCCGUUUAGCUAGAUGGAGGGAGCGACCUGGGGAACUCAGCUUUGUGCCUCCCGACGGGCGGUUCAUUCUUGCCGGAUAUGAGGUAGAUCUUCUUUCAGUCGAUCCCAGUCUCGAUGAGCCGCCUACACAUAUGGAGAAGGUGUUUUUGCCCGCCUUUGUCGACAUGCGGAAAUCACUCGGACCGACUGGAUCUGACUUCGAAGUCCGUCUUACUCUCAACACCAGCUUUCCUGGAUAUUCAUCAACCAGCCGUCCCGGGAUGGGACGGGGCGGAUCCGGCACAUCUACACCAUCAUUCCUUGGAGGAAGCGGGAGCCCCUCAUCGCCCGUCCUAGACGAGGUUGUGGUGACGAUACCAAUUCCCAAGUCAGUCCGGAGCAUCACCGACAUGCAGGCAAGUCGCGGCGAGGCCAUGUUCACACCAGGUAGCGAUACCCUUGAAUGGCGCGUGCCGACGAAAGAGGCCGGAACCGUCUCGGGCACGGCGACUCUCCGCUGCACCGUUCUCGGACACCAAACCGCGGAGGAUGAUUACGACGACGACGCUGAAGGCGCCGACGCCGACGCCGACGCGAAUCUCUUGCGGGGCUACUACGACGCCGAUGCAGCCACAUCCUACCAGACCGCGGACGCGGAGACCGGCGCAGUGGGUACGCGGAAACGCAAGACCAAGAAAAAGAAGAAGACAACAAAGACCAAGAAAUCAUCCAAAUCCGCCACCACCAACCCGCUCGUUGCCUCAGACAUGGACAGUCUGCCCCAGUCCUCCUCCCCCGAUCCAUCGAAGCCGCAAAGUCCAGCACCACAACCACCGUCAGCAUCGUCACCUGCCCCUCCUGCGCCCUCACCUUCCUCGAUCUUCUACACGCCGCCCCGUAAAACCAAAGCCCAGAUCAACGCCAGUCUGAUGCCCAAUUCCGCCUCCGUGUCAUUCUCCGUCCGAGGUUGGCUUCCUUCGGGGGUCAAGGUCGACAGUCUGAAUGUCGACCCGCGGCGCAGUCGCGGCCUCGGCGAAGGAGUCAAACCAUAUAAAGGUGUUAAAUACCUGUGUAUUAGCAAGAAGGGUGUUGAAACAAGAUGUUGA
Messenger RNA from Aspergillus clavatus NRRL 1, 1866 nucleotides. RefSeq names its product putative AP-3 adaptor complex subunit mu. NCBI's taxonomy places the organism in Eukaryota, Fungi, Ascomycota, Eurotiomycetes, Eurotiales, Aspergillaceae. Gene Ontology annotation, biological process: endocytosis; intracellular protein transport. The transcript is spliced from 3 exons. The record is from RefSeq and is a predicted model, not a curated record. The coding region runs from base 1 to 1866 and encodes 621 amino acids. Gene Ontology annotation, cellular component: cytoplasmic vesicle; clathrin adaptor complex.